AAUUCCAAUUAUGGUGUUGAAGGAAGGUGAGGACCCAGAGAAUUGUGACGAGGAGUGCAAGAAGAAGGGGUAUGUGGUGGUGCUGUUCAAGAGUUGCUGGUAUACGGUAACUCUUAUCGUAGCUAUCUGCGCUGCCUCCGUCAUAUUAAUGGGUAUCGAGGGAAACCACCUUAAGUACACUAAUCUCAAUAACUACCAAAUGAGAGAGGGUUUUGACAGAAGAUUAUUGGAGUGGUUACAGAGUAACAAACCAAGAGCACAAUCUCUAAGAGACAAUAUAGGACUAUAUGAUACACUCGAUGCGUUUGAAUAUCACCAAAUUAUUGAGAAACAGCGCAAGGAAAAUCGCACUAAGAUCCAGAAAAUUGUUAAAGGUCAAUGCUUCAUCGCGAACGAUAAGCUAAAAGCGUGGAACAGCAAGUCUUGGGGAGACUCUUUUAUGUACGCAGCUAGCAUUAUGUCCACAGUCGGUUGGGGAGUAUAUUAUCCACCAGAUACUAGACUGAGAAUCAUAACCCUCGUAUACAUGAUAUUUGGUAUUCCUAUCUUCGCUGCCAUGAUAAAUUGCAUAUCUGGUAUACUCGACUCUUUGGAAAAGUGUCUGAUGAAGAAAAAAUCAAUACGGAAGUAUAUCGGGGAUGAUAAGUGUCUGUGUACCCUACAAAUCCUCUGGAUAAUCCUCGCUGUUUUGAUAUACGCUGGCAUUUGUGACUUUUUCGUGGAAGAAGGAAGAGACGACGUUUUAGAAGCGCAACUUGAGGACGCUGUUCUCAACUACUCCUGGACUUAUUUUAUCUCUGUUUACUAUACUAUUAUCACGGUAACGAGUAUCGGGUUUGGAGAUAUUUACGUUUAUAGCCCAAACCACUUCCUUUUAAACAUCAAACCGGUUCUUUGCUUGUUCUUAACCGCUUUUCUCGUUGCUUUCUUUGCUAGAAUUUUCACUAAAAUACAGAAUAAGGUGGACAAGGCUGCUACAAAGAGAAGUGAGAGGGCUCAUAAAAGUGUGACCAAAUUGAGACUGGGUAUUAUGCCUGUAGUUCAGGAAAUUGAAGAUUCCAAUGAUCAAUAAUAAUUCUGAUCAUUUUUCCUCGAAUUUCUUAAACAUUUAUUUGAGAGAUGGAAAUAAUAACUGUUUUUCCUUUG
Bolinopsis microptera is the source of this 1146-nucleotide messenger RNA. RefSeq names its product potassium channel subfamily K member 5-like. Gene Ontology annotation, biological process: potassium ion transmembrane transport; stabilization of membrane potential. The transcript is spliced from 5 exons. NCBI's taxonomy places the organism in Eukaryota, Metazoa, Ctenophora, Tentaculata, Lobata, Bolinopsidae. The coding region runs from base 11 to 1072 and encodes 353 amino acids. Gene Ontology annotation, cellular component: plasma membrane. The record is from RefSeq and is a predicted model, not a curated record. Gene Ontology annotation, molecular function: potassium ion leak channel activity; outward rectifier potassium channel activity.